AUGUCACGACGCUGGUGCCACAAGUUGGAAGUUGUCGUCCUAAGCUUCGUCGGGUUCACUGGGUUCCUGUUCCUCCUCCAAAAUGACAAGGACGGCCCUGUCCUGAAAGAGGCAAUAGAAACUUCCAGCAGAAUCCUGCCAAUCAUUACUGAACACCCCAAGCCCGUUGCCGAGUGCCGGGAGAAUGCGUCAGUGGCCAAUAUUUCCGGGUUUGCUGACUUGCCCAACCACAUAAAAAACUUCUUGCGGUAUAAGCACUGCAAGGAAUUCCCUUUGCUUUUGGAUGUGCCGGAGAAGUGCGGCGGCCCCGACAAAUCCUAUGACGUCUUCUUGCUUCUCGCCAUCAAGUCAUCGCCAGGGAAUUAUGAAAGGCGUGAGAUCAUCCGCAAGACUUGGGGCCAGGAACGGACAUAUGCUGGCGUCCACAUCCGGAGGCUGUUCUUAUCCGGGCAGGUGUCGAAUGCUCGCGAAGCUCGGAAGAUUAACCAGCUCUUGAGGAUUGAGACAGAAGAGAACGGAGACAUCCUCCAGUGGGACUUCCACGACAGUUUCUUCAACCUGACGCUCAAGCAAGUCCUCUUCCAUUCCUGGAUGGAGGCCCGCUGCCCUGGUGUCCGUUUCGUCUUCAACGGGGACGACGAUGUCUUUGCCAACACGGACAAUAUUAUCCACUACUUGUUGGACGUCCCAGGCGCAGGGGACCAACACCUCUUCGUGGGACAGCUCAUUACCAACGUGGGCCCCAUCCGUGAGAAGUGGAGCAAGUACUACGUGCCGGAGCAGGUGACCACCUCCAAAUCCUACCCCUCUUACUGCGGUGGCGGGGGUCUCCUCAUGUCUGGCUACACUUCGCGCGCCAUCUAUAAGGAAUCGUUGGGCAUCGAACUCUUCCCUAUUGACGACGUGUACCUGGGGAUGUGUCUCCAGAAAGCGGGGCUGACUCCUGCUUCCCACACUGGCAUCCGGACAGUGGGUGUGAGGGUACCUUCCUCCAAGUUGGAGUCCUUUGACCCCUGUUAUUACAAAGAACUGCUCCUGGUCCAUCGCUUUGUGCCCUAUGAGAUGCUGGUGAUGUGGAGAGCCAUCCACCAGCAAAACUUGAUCUGUGGGAAGAGAGUGGAGGUCUAUCACCGUCUCUGA
Euleptes europaea (tarantolino) is the source of this 1140-nucleotide messenger RNA. It is a transcript of the gene B3GNT3, whose product is annotated as UDP-GlcNAc:betaGal beta-1,3-N-acetylglucosaminyltransferase 3. The coding region runs from base 1 to 1140 and encodes 379 amino acids. Gene Ontology annotation, molecular function: hexosyltransferase activity. Lineage: Eukaryota; Metazoa; Chordata; Lepidosauria; Squamata; Sphaerodactylidae. Gene Ontology annotation, cellular component: membrane. The record is from RefSeq and is a predicted model, not a curated record. The transcript has a single exon.